GGAGCCACAGUGAGGAGAGAUUUGUGACAUUCCCUGGAGCUUCUCCUAUAAGCACUUGCUCGGUGUUACAUGUACCCUCUUCGAUAUGGAAUCGAAAGGAGUUUCCCAUUCGGGCAUUUGUUGAUUCGGGUUCAGCAGUCUCCAGACUCCUGCACUUGAAUUCGCUAGUGCCCCCCACAGUACGAAUGAACCAAGAAAAACUAACUCAGCAAGAUUCAAUGUGUGAUCUGAUCUGGCAAAGCAGAAGGCCACAAUCAGCAGGCAUGAGCAGCAGCUACAGGAAAUGAACAUUGCUCUCUCUGCCAUCAAGGAAAAUCUAACAGCCAAGGAAUCAGUGCUGCUGGAGUCAUGGAUUCUGACCAGGAGAUGAGGAGGACUGCUCAGCCAGUGGAUCUGUGGAUGUUUUAUCCAAGUUUACAAGCAAUUAAGAUUCCUUCGGAACAGGUAAAAUUGUUUGACGAAAGAAACAUGAUGCUGGUUUCAGUUUUGGUGGUGACUGCACUGCUUGUCAGUGAUAUGAUAUGGACACACAAUUCCUUGGAACUGGAGAGGACUCAGCAUCACCUUGAAAAGCGUGAGCUAUCCAGAGGACCCUGUGAUGAAAACUGGUUUAAUUAUUCUCUUUUAAACUCCUGUUACCGGUUUUUCAGUGAAGAAAAGACAUGGGAAGAAGCUCAGGAUUUCUGUAAUCAAGACCAUUGUUGCGGACAGCUGGCUUCUGUGUAUUCAGCCGAACAUAACAUUUUCAUUUCUAAUAUGAUCAAAUUCGUGAACCAAAGCAGGCCAAAGGCUUGGAUUGGCCUGAAUGACAUUUGCAAGGAGGAACAUUUCACGUGGAUUGAUGGAUCUUUGUACAGUUAUAGAAUGUGGGGUAACAAUGAACCUAAUAAUGAUAGAGGCAAAGAAGACUGUGUGAACAUUCAUCAUUUCCGUGACUCAGCUUGGAAUGAUGUGCCCUGUCACAUGAAAUAUGGUUUUGUUUGUUCUUACAAACUGUAUUGAAUUUAGAAAACUCCAGAUCCAUCUACUCAUCAUUUCCAGCGGUGGAUUCGGUGCUCAGAUUUCUU
Hypanus sabinus (Atlantic stingray) is the source of this 1067-nucleotide messenger RNA. Its product is annotated as lectin-like. The coding region runs from base 349 to 1002 and encodes 217 amino acids. The record is from RefSeq and is a predicted model, not a curated record. Gene Ontology annotation, molecular function: signaling receptor activity. Lineage: Eukaryota; Metazoa; Chordata; Chondrichthyes; Myliobatiformes; Dasyatidae. The transcript is spliced from 8 exons.